UGAUUGAACAAUGACAUUGAUUGAUGAUUGACAGCACCUGUGAUAAAUGAGUGUUGUGUUGUAUAAAAGCAGCAGCUUCAGUUUUGUUCAAGCAUGAGCUACUCUUUCCAUUGACACUCCACAAGUUCAUCAUUUGCAAGGCAUCACUUCAGAAUGGCAGCAAAGAGAGUGUUGAUUGUAUAUGCACACCAGAGCUCAGGGUCAUUCAAUGCUGCAGCCAAAGAUGCUGCUGUAGAAGUUUUAGCCGCCCAGGGCUACACAGUUCAAGUAUCUGACUUGUACGUCAUGAAGUUUAAAGCCACUGCUACUGCUGAGGACAUCACUGGAGAAGUUAAGAAUGCAGAUCACUUCCGUUAUGCACAGGAGACUAAUCUCGCAUGGGAGGAGGGAAAACUGUGUGCUGACAUCACUGAAGAACAACGCAAACUCACUGAGGCAGACCUCCUCAUCUUUCAGUUCCCCAUGUACUGGUUCACUGUUCCUGCGAUCAUGAAGGGUUGGAUCGACCGGGUGCUCACACUGGGCUUUGCCUACUCCCAAGAGAAACGCUACAGCCAGGGAAUCUUUAAGGACAAGAAGGCCAUGCUCUCCUUCACAACUGGGUCUCAUGAGUCCAUGUUUAGUUCAAAUGGCAUUAAUGGAGACAUGAAUGUCACACUGUGGCCACUGCAGAAUGGCAUCCUGCACUACUGUGGCUUCCAGGUUCUGGCUCCUCAGAUCUUCUGGGCUCCUUCUCACAUUCCCUCUGAGGUCCGCGGCACCAUGCUUGAGGGCUGGCGUACACGAUUGCAAGGUGUCCUGGGAGAGAAACCACUUUACUUCACUCCCUUGGACUGCUUUGAUAGGGAGAAGGGUUAUCAGCUGAAGCCUGAGGUCCAUGAGAAACAUGCCACCAAGGAGUUUGGACUGACCGUGGGGAUCCACCUGGGCAUGGCACUACCACCCAACAACCAGAUGAAAGCUGGCGUCUAAAGAUGGCAUUAGCUUGUCCAACCUGUCCUAUUGCAUGAUGGCAAAUAAAUAAACGCUGAAUGAAAUAUUCA
Cottoperca gobio is the source of this 1043-nucleotide messenger RNA. RefSeq names its product NAD(P)H dehydrogenase [quinone] 1-like. Gene Ontology annotation, molecular function: NAD(P)H dehydrogenase (quinone) activity. The record is from RefSeq and is a predicted model, not a curated record. The transcript is spliced from 6 exons. NCBI's taxonomy places the organism in Eukaryota, Metazoa, Chordata, Actinopteri, Perciformes, Bovichtidae. The coding region runs from base 154 to 972 and encodes 272 amino acids. Gene Ontology annotation, cellular component: cytosol.